Messenger RNA from Rubroshorea leprosula, 3495 nucleotides. NCBI's taxonomy places the organism in Eukaryota, Viridiplantae, Streptophyta, Magnoliopsida, Malvales, Dipterocarpaceae. The record is from the annotation of a GenBank genome assembly.
ACUUCAAAUGAUAAAAAGAAAUAAAGUAAAAAAAUAAUCUCAAAAUCAUUAAAAAAUAAAAAAAAAAACUCCCAUCAUAUCAUGCCCUUCGCAUCGCCGUCGAUCACAAGUGCUAACUAAUUCGCGCCCAACACUCUGCUCAAUCCCAUGAUGAACCAAACUCUUUCAGAUUUGUCUGGAUGAGACAAAUCCACAGCCAAUUCCUGUCGCCAUGUUUGCCAAAUUCUUCCAAAAAGCAACCGCGACGAAACCACCUCCGCCUCAGGGAAGAUUAAGGUCGGUGGAUUUCGAUCCAUGCAUUACUCUUCACUAUGGCAUACCAGCUACUGCAUCCAUUCUGGCUUUUGAUCCUAUUCAACGCCUGUUGGCAGUUGGGACAUUGGAUGGGAGGAUAAAAGUAAUUGGUGGUGACAAUGUAGAAGGGCUUCUAGUAUCUCCAAAGAAGUUACCUUUCAAAUAUUUGGAGUUCUUACAAAAUCAAGGUUUUCUAGCUAGUGUCUCAAAUGGAAAUGAGAUUCAGGUUUGGGAUUUGGAAAACAGUCAAAUAACUUCUAACUUAAAGUGGGAAUCCAAUAUUACUGCUUUCUCAGUCAUUCAUGGCACCAGCUACAUGUAUAUUGGGGAUGAGUACGGGAUGGUGUUCGUAAUAAAGUAUGAUGCAGAAGAAGGAAAACUCAUACAUAUGUCCUAUUAUGUGCCCACAGAUGUCAUAGCUGAAGCAGCUGGAGUUUCAUCACCUAAUCAUCAUUCUGUUGUUGGAGUCCUCCCCCAACCAUGCUCUCAGGGAAAUAGGUUGCUUAUUGCUUAUGGGAAUGGCUUGAUUGUCGUCUGGGAUGUCUCUGAAGAUCAAGUAGUUAUAUUAAGAGGCAAUAAGGAUAUCCAACUAAAAGACAAAACAAUAUCUAAUUCUGGGGAGAAAUUUGAUGAACCACUGGAGAAAGAAAUAAGCUCUCUUUGUUGGGCAUCUAAUGAUGGGUCUAUUCUUGCUGUUGGUUAUGUUGAUGGAGAUGUACUGUUCUGGAACUUGUCAACUGCUGCCCCCAGAAAGGAUAAGCAAUCUGAAAAAUCACUGAAUAAUGUUGUUAAACUACAACUAUCAUCAGGCAACAAAAGAUUCCCUGUCAUUGUAUUACAUUCUUCUACAAGGAGAUUCCCUAGCAAUCAGGGUUGCCAGCUCUUUGUCUAUGGUGGUGAUGAAAUUGGAUCCAAAGAAGUUCUGAAGAUUCUGAGCCUCGAGUGGUCUUGUACCCUAGAAAGUCUCAAAUGUGUCAACAGUGUAGACCUUACACUGAAUGGUUCUUUUGCGAAUAUGGUUUUCUCACCAGGGAGUGGGAUGGAAAGUAGUGAUAGUUUGCUAUUUUUAUUAACAAACCCAGGAAAGUUGGAUGUUUAUGAUGAUGCUUCCAUUUCUGCCUUACUAUCUAAGCAAGAGAAAAGAAUUCAUGUUUCUUCAAUACACUAUUCAAUGCCCAUACCCACUGUUGAUCCACAUAUGACUGUUUGUAAGCUUGGUUUGGUUGAUAGAGAUGAAGAAUUAUCAAAGGCUCUUUCCAAGAUUGUCUCAGCAGCAAAGUUUAAAGCGAUGAAUAUGCCAAAAACCAAGAGUACACACUGGCCUUUGACUGGUGGUAUUCCAAGCCUUCUUUCUGAAGCUUCAGAUGAUCAGAUUGAGAGAGUAUACGCAGCAGGUUACAAAGAUGGAUCUGUUCGAAUAUGGGAUGCCACAUGUCCAGCUCUUUCACUUAUUUUCGUUAUAGGUAGUGAGGUGGAAGGCAUCAACAUUGCUGCAGCAAGUGCAUCAGUUUCAGCCUUGGAUAUUUGCUCCUUCACUUUAAGUUUAGCCACUGGGAAUGAGUGUGGUAUGUUCACAAAUUGCACAAAACAGAUGGGCCUCAAUGCAAGGCUGUGUUUUCCUUCGUCAGUUCCCCUUUCACUCGUCAGUUCUCUGGCUGUGCAAUCGUUUUCAGAUACCAUGAACAUAGAAAAUUGUUCAAAGGAUUCUGUACCAAAAGGUUUGGAUGAUCAUGACAAGUGGGUAAUAUUCUUAAUGACAAAGGAUGCACAUUUUUCUAUUUUAGAUGGCAUCAGUGGCAAUGUGAUCAAGUCUCAUUCAAGAAUCUCACAAAUGGAGUCGUCUGCAGUUUCUAUGUACAUUAUAGAGGGUGACAACAUAAUCUGUGAACUGCCUAAUGAGAAGCAUUCACUAAAACCAUCUCAAAUUCUUGAGUCUAAAAGUGAACCUGCACAAUCUGAUACCGACCAUGGAAUUAUCCCAUCAGAAGGUGAACUUGAGAGCAAUGAUGAAGUGGCUUAUCUUGGACAGAUGUCAAAUUUACUCAUAUUAUUUUGUUUUGAGGAUGCGCUGCACUUCUAUUCUAUGGAGUCUUUGAUUCAGGGGUAUGGUGACUCCGUCCAGAAAGUGAAUCUUUCAAAACCAUGCUGUUGGACUGCAACCUUGAGCAAAGAUGAGAAAGAGUGCGGGCUGGUUCUGCUUUACCAGACUGGGGACCUUGAGAUAAGGUCUUUGACAACUCUUGAUGUAGUGGGAGAGAGUUCUUUGAUGUCUAUUGUGGGAUGGAGCUUGAAGACUAACAUUGAAAAGACAAUAUGUUCUUCUAAUAGGGGGCAAAUCAUGCUGGUAAAUGGGUGUGAAUUUGCAAGCAUAUCUAUUCUUGCCUCUAAGAAUGACUUCAGGAUUACGGAUUCCUUGCCUUGUCUUCAUGAUAAAGUUCUUGCAGCUGCUUUUGAUGCCACUGCUAAUAUAUCUCAAAGUCAGAAGAAAAGCCAGGAUGCUGCACCUGGGAUUUUAGGUGGUAUUAUUAAGGGCUUAAAAGGGGGUAAGGUGGAUAAUGUGGAUCUUUCAGAAGCUUGUACAAAUGAUUUUUCACAUCUAGAGAGAAUAUUCUCCAAUCCCCCCUUUUUAAAGCCUACCGAGGAUGCACGAGAAGUUAAGGAGUUGAACUUAAACAUAGAUGACAUUAACAUCGAUGAAUCUAUAGUCAUAUCAUCUUCAUAUGAGAAGAUUAUUUAUGAUAGAGAGGAGAACGCAACGGAAAGAGAGAGAUUAUUUGAAGGUGCCACUGCAGUUACAAAACCAGAACUAAGAACACCUGACGAAAUAAGGGCCAAAUAUAGAGGGACUGAGGACGCUGCUGCUGCAGCAGCACGUACAAAAGACAGGCUUCUAGAACGCAAAGAAAAACUUCAGAGGCUUGACGAACGUACUCAAGAGCUUCAGAGUGGGGCUGAGAGUUUUGCCUCAAUGGCAAAUGAACUUGCCAAGAGAAUGGAGAGACGCAAGUGGUGGCAAAUAUAACAAGUUGGUGUGGAUGAGUAGUCCUUUAAUUCAUUAAUGUGGUUCGUGCAUUCCUGAUGACAGUUAGCCAACAUCGAGCUUUCAACAUUCUCCUGAUGGCAACUAUGAUUGUUUAUGAUCAAUGAUUCUUAAUUUCAUGCAUAGGGAUGGAUCCAGGGACGGAGCCAGACUUUUACGUG